AUGGGUUUAUUCUGGGAACAGAAUGUCUUUUCCGUGGGUGAACGUUCAUAUGGAGGAGAGGAGGUCAGUCAUGAUGGACACAUUAACAUACAAGACCUGACAAUCAAGAUUGAGGAAAAUGCAUCUCAAAUUCGUAUACGUUUUGUUAAAAAUAAGUAUCAUCUAAAGAUUCUCGACUAUCUGCUUAAAGAAAUCCCUGAUUAUCCAACCCCUGUUGAGUUUCACAUCUCUGUGACUCAUGUCACUGAAGAAAAUGCUCUUCAAGAAAUCUUGAAUUCAGAGGGAUUCAAGGCAAGAGAAUAUAAAGAUGAUACGUUCUCAUGGUGGAGCCUGAAGAUCAAUGAAGAGACUAUAAAGGAAGCUGAGCAGCGCUAUCUAGAGGAAACCUUCCCAGACAGAACCCAAGAGCAAAGAGAAAAGCAGGAGACAUUCCUGAAUAAAUUCACUACAUCACCUGCAUUCGACAUUCAGAAAUCACGCUAUGGUAACUUUCGGUUCACAUUUCCUCUGAAUGAACUGAUGGCAGCGUACAAGAAUCAGAUGUGUGGAGGGAAAGAUCCGGUUCUCAGGGCAUACAAGACCACAUUUUACAGACAAGAGAUUAUGUAUGUUGUUCUUAUUCACAGCCCAGAAGACAAUGAAAAGUUUAAGAAAUUCCCAGAGAUUGAAUCCAGUUUAUUAUUUGAUUAUAAUAAUGAUACAAUUAUCUGGAAAGCACAAGCAAUUUGUGACAACAUUAGGUAUCAGUUGUUACUGGAUCAAGAUAAUAAAAUAGCAGAGACUAAAGAUGUUAAGUGGAACCAGUACUAUGUGUGGGAUCAUGUUGGCUUGGCGUUUCACUUCAGCGGGGUUCUACAUUUCCCUAAAGAAAAGCUUAAACAGAGCAUCACCUGUUGUGAAAUAGACACAAUAAACCUUUCAGGAAGUUAUAGCUCGUCCCUUGAAGAAGCUGAAAAAAAAUGUCUCGUUUGAAGUUAAGCCAUGACAUAUCCAGUUUAUGAGCACUGGAUUAAUGAAAUAUACUGAAAAAUACAAAUAAUCAUGUUUGGAUAUGUUUCUAAAAAUACUUAUAAAACAGUUCUGGUUCUUCAUGCUGAUUGGUUGAAACACGUUCUAAGCCGUGAUAAAAUACCCCAGUAAAUCCACGGUUCAGACCACAUUACAUAAGUAUCACUGCGCCACUGUUGCUGCGUACUGAUUUAUGAAAAUAAACACCACAGUCUUUAAUCAUAUUUUUAAUUUGUCUACAAUUGCACGAUAAAUGGCGAUAUCCAGAUAAAUGACAAUAAUCUCGUCUAUAAAGAGAAAACGUUCCCUGAGGAGUUUCUACCUCAAAUUCAUAUUUCCACUAUCCACUGGGUUGCGAUCUUACCCAACUUAAACACUGACGCAUUCACUCAACACUGAAAACACCGUGUUUUGUUCAGGCUCGAUCUGAUCUUACAAAUGUUCUUCUCAAAAAUUGGUUAUCUCAGCGUUUAGCUGGAAUUUGAGAAGUGAAGAGAACCAACAAAGAACGUUUUUUUUUUUUUUUUUUAAAGCGGAGGGUCUUUUUUUAAAGCGGAGGGUCUGUUCUUUCAUUUGAUAUUUAAUGUUUAAUUAAAGAAGAUAAUUUUCUGUAAGGCAUUACACUAAAACUGGGUGGCAAUUUAAAAAAAACGCUGACGGGGAAAGGGUUAAGCAUGCUAUAUUUGAUCAUCACUUCAACAGUUGCACGAUAUAAAUGGUAACGUUAAUGUGUAAAUUAGAUAAACGUUGAUUUAUAUUUAUAUUUUCAUUGUGUCUUUGCUGACUCUGUGUUGGUUGGGAUCUACGCUCUGUUUCAGGCACACUUGAUUCUGAGGAACUACUUUGUUAGUGUAGUAACCCACUGCUUCUUGGGGCUUAUUGCUUUAUUUUAAAACCGUAUGUUAAGUAAGUUAACUCCUCAAACUUGUUACAAGCAUCUAUAAUAAUGCUGAAUUGCUUAAAUGUUGGUUUGUAUGAUUUAUAAUAUAACCAUUUGUUUUACUAAUAAAUGAGAAAUGUUAUUACUA
This is a messenger RNA of Paramisgurnus dabryanus, 2036 nucleotides long. Lineage: Eukaryota; Metazoa; Chordata; Actinopteri; Cypriniformes; Cobitidae. The record is from RefSeq and is a predicted model, not a curated record.